Messenger RNA from Cajanus cajan (pigeon pea), 972 nucleotides. RefSeq lists its product as uncharacterized. Lineage: Eukaryota; Viridiplantae; Streptophyta; Magnoliopsida; Fabales; Fabaceae. The record is from RefSeq and is a predicted model, not a curated record.
UGAGGAUGACUUAAAUGAAUCAAUUUAUACAGUCUAUACUAACAAGAUGCAUUUACUUUUCAAUAGUUUAUCACUUAAGAAUUUUGUAGUUAAACUGUUUGACCUAGAGCAAUUUAGGGAUGAACGACCUUCUAUGAAGUUUUCCCAACAAAAAAAACGUGUGAAUGAGGACAAAGUACACUAAGAAAUCUUGUGUUGGUUUGUCGGCAUAAUCGAUGAUCCUAAAGACAUUUAUACAUCUUAGAAAGGACUACUUAUAGAGAGUUAUAACCAACAAAGAAUUAUGUGAAUUGUCACCAUGUAAAGUGUUGUGAAGUGAAGUCAUUGGAAGACAAAACAAGGCUGUCCAGCCUAAAGCAAUGGUGCACAUAGGAGGGUCAAGAAGUUUCGGGCAACACAAAAAAACUAUGGAGGCACAACAGAAUCGUCAUGUUUCUUAUCGUGAAGUGUAUAACAAAGUUCACAAAAAAAAUGACGGUGAAUUUGUCUCAACUAGGGCAAAGAAAUUUAUUGAAACAUAUGAAGAAUCAAUGACACAAAAAUAUGGAGAAGACACUUCAUCUCAUCCUGUAAUUGAUUCUGAUCUUUGGUUAAAAGCUGCAGGUGAAAACAAGAAGAAAAGAGUUCAUGGUAUGGGACAUAGCUUGGAUCUUGGAACUGGUAGCUCUACACAAGCUUCAUCUCCAGAGGUUGCAUGUUCCUUUACAAAUCUUACGCCUAUGACAGAAGAACGGGUCACUACAGUUAUAAAUAAUGCAUUGGCCUAUUUUUUGCAAACUCAAUUACCAGAGAUGAUGAGGCAAAUAAUUCAGGCAGUUCAACCAUCAACAACACCAUCAACCAAUCAACAUAUGGAGGAUCAAGGACGAGAUGAUGAUUUUACUAGCUUAGGUUGAUUACUAUUUAAGAUGACUCGUUAUUUGACUUUUCUUUUUGUAAGAAAUUUAUUAGUUGGGUUUUCUUUAAUAUAUU